Messenger RNA from Penicillium atrosanguineum, 2628 nucleotides. Its product is annotated as Zn(II)2Cys6 transcription factor. The record is from RefSeq and is a predicted model, not a curated record. The transcript is spliced from 4 exons. NCBI's taxonomy places the organism in Eukaryota, Fungi, Ascomycota, Eurotiomycetes, Eurotiales, Aspergillaceae. Gene Ontology annotation, molecular function: zinc ion binding; DNA binding; DNA-binding transcription factor activity, RNA polymerase II-specific. Bases 1 to 2628 code for a protein of 875 amino acids. Gene Ontology annotation, biological process: regulation of DNA-templated transcription; DNA-templated transcription.
AUGACGAUGGAAGAUCCACCUCAGAAUCCCCCUGGGGAAGGGCUUGCCAACCAACGAGAGCUACCGACCGUCCAGGUUUCCAGCAUCCCGGCGCAGGCUGCAUUGAUCGCAGAAUCAGCGACAACACUCAGGAACGGAUCCGGUGCUGUUCGUUCCGAAACCAAGAAUGCUGCUAAGAUUGCCAUCCCCCGCCAACGCUCGGGGAUCGCCCCGCGCUAUAAUCGGCGGGUCCCUCGAGCUUGCGAAUCAUGCAGGGCGCGCAAAACAAAAUGCAGUGGUGACACCCCAGUUUGUCGACAAUGUCGAGAACUGAGGGUAACAUGCCACUAUCCCGUUGGAUGGAAGGAGAGAACGAAGAAACAAGUCGAUAAAUUAUCCGAAAAAGUCCAAGAUUAUGAAAACAUGUUAAAGGAUUUGGGAGCUUUGGUUGAAAGUCGCACUGCAGACCGGAUCAAGGGCUUGCUGGACAAGCAUGGAUUGGACCUAGACUACUCGUCGACAAACUCCCAUUCAGUCACCCCACAAGACCAGGACGAACUACACGAUGAGCAACAAGAUGAUGAAAUAAGUUCGCCCUCGUCGAUUGGGUCUUUGGAAGCGGUCGAUCGCGUGGAAGAGGACCUAAACCGGACCCAAAACUCAAGAGCCACAGGCUUUAUGGGCAAAAAUUCGGAAGUCACUUGGAUGCAGCGUCUCCAGAGAGAGGCAGAGCAUCGUUCGCAAGGAUUGCCUGGGUCAUUAGAGCCGGGCCAAAGCAAACGACAGGACGAUGAUUUGGCCCUUCAUGCCGUGAAUUACCACUUAGACGACCUCGAUAUCUCCGUGCCUGGACCGGUUGAAUUUUAUGCCAUGCCUCCCCGCGAGCAAGCGGAUCAACUCUUCGAUGACUACUUGCGAACCGUACACCCAUUCUUCCCCAUUAUCAACAGACCUCUGUUCCGUGCGCAAUACAAGACCUUUUUUGAAAGCAAUGCACAACCAGGAGACAAAUGGCUUGCCAUAUUGAAUAUGAUAUUCGCCAUCAGUGCAAAGCAUGCUCACCUGAUUGAGGCACCGUGGGCUGGCGAUGAAAAGGACCAUCUCACAUAUCUGACUCGGGCCAGAAUUCUGAGUAUGAACGGCGAUGUACUUUUCAGUCAUCCAGAUCUGCAGCAGGUCCAGGUCGAGGGCUUGAUCGCCUUCUACCUGCUUUCAUCGGAUCAAAUCAACCGAGCGUUCAGGAUGUCGGCUCUUGCUAUGCGGUCCGCUAUCACUCUCGGUAUUAAUAUGAAAAGUAGCAGUCCAACAACUCCCAAUAUCUCCAAAGAGGCUCGCUACCGAGUCUGGUGGUGUCUCUAUACCUUCGAGCAUCUGCUUGGCAUCAUGACCGGCCGGGCCACAUGCAUACUAGAUGGAGUCUGCACGACGCCACUACCUUUGCCCUUUGAGGAGGAAGAUUUGUCAGAGCCCACAGCUGCCGAAGUCCUCAACAAUACGCACCUUCGGGAUGAACGCAUCAACAAGGUGAUGGCGAGCGCGUGGGUUCGACACAUGCCACUCAACCCGACGGGAGGCAAGGAAGCCACACAUUCCUCUCGUACACGAAGAAACUCAUGGGUGAAAAGCCUGCCGCCUACAUAUGGACUCACUCAUCUUUACUACUGCGAUCUAGCAGUCAUCACCCAGGAAAUUGUCAAUAAAGUGUACUCUGUCGAUUGCGUGAUGGUGCCGUGGUCACACAUCGAGAAUCGCAUCGGUGAACUGAGGUCUCGAUGCGACCUCUGGUACCGAAGUCUACCUGCCGUUCUCGACUUCACCCAGAAGAAUGAUGACACACCCGAGAUCCUCCGCAGCAAGCUUGCUUUGGCAUUUCAAUAUUGGAGUGCGCGUAUCACCCUUGGUCGCCCAUGCCUGUGCCGGCGCGAUGCACAGCAGAAGAACCCAGCCGACAAAUCAUCUUUUAGUCAUGAUAUGGCUGUGCUGACCCUGGAGUCAGCCACGAGCAUGCUGGACCUCAUCCCGGAUGAGCCCAAUGCCGUUCAGCUUUAUUCGAUCGCCCCUUGGUGGUGCAUUCUUCAUUACCUCAUGCAAGCAGCGACAGUCCUCCUGCUAGAGCUGUCCUUUGGGAGUGUGCACAUGCCCGACGACGAGAAGAACUUCAUCGUGUACUCAAAGAAAGCAAUCCGGUGGCUCUAUGCCAUGUCCGAGCAUAGCGUUGCAUCACGCCGCGCCUGGCAGUUGUGCGACAUCUCUUUGCGCAGACUGGCCUCUGGAAUGAAAUUCGAUGUGACCGACAUACCCGCAACCACCUAUCAAAACGCACCCGCCUCUACUCUAGACCUUACCGACCCGGGCCAACAUCCUGGCCAAAGUCUGAACACUGACCGACCCGGAUCGCUUCGAAUGGAUUCGGCCGGUUAUUGGGGCCCUCACUUUGAAGAUCUCAGCUUGACCGGCCAGAACCAGAUCUUCCCGACCGACCACUUCCAUAACGGCUAUCCCGAAAUGCCUGCAGCCGACCCUAUCUCCCAAUUUACUAUCGAAGGCUCAGUGGCAGACGACCUGUACUUCCCGUAUGACCCUAUCAGCGGCGAGUUUAUCCGCGGCUUCUUCCCCAACAAUAAUGAAGAAGAGUCAACAUGGGGAUAA